AUGGUGCCUCACGAGACGGACAUUUUCUCGAUAGCGGUGACGCCAAACUCGGUCAUCUCGGGCUCUGGCGCAUCGACCCUGCGCAUCCACAGCACGACCACACCCGAUUAUCCCAUUGCACAGUCUAUCGACGGUGCCCACAAGCUCGGCUGCCACCAUGUGACGACGGCCAAGGGCGGCUCUGGGCAGGUGGCCUGUUCGGCAGGCUUUGGUGGCGAGGUGAACGUAUGGCGGCGCAGCGAGGCAGGCGACUGGACGCUAGACACGACCCUGCGGCCGAGUGACCUGAUCGCAGGAAACAAAGGCGGCGCUCCUGGGACCCAGGAAGGCGCUCCGGCAGCAGCUAUCACCAAGACCGACAAGACGACCGACGCGUGGGCCCUUGCGCUCAGCAAAAACGAGCAGUACCUGGCGUACACGACUCAUGAUGGGCGCGUGGGCGUGUGGGACCUGCAGGCGCGCGCACAGUUGCUUGUCUACAGCUCACACAACCGGGCGACAAGCAGCUUUGCCAUGGCGGUCGAUCUGAGUCAAGACGGAAAAUACACGGCGGCAGGGUACCAGAGCGGUUCCGUUAACGUGUUCAACAAUGACCAGUCCAAGCUGGUGUACACGUUACCAGGUCUAGCCAAGCCUGUGCGGGCGGUGGCGUUCUCGCCGCUUGGCAAGCGGCUGGCAGCCGGCGGGGACGCCGGCGUGAUCUCGCUGUACGAUAUGAAGCAUGGCGAACCCGUGGGCAAUCUGACAACACCGGGGUCGACGACGUCGAGCUCAGCCGUGUGGGUAAUGUCGCUCGAUUUCUCGGCAUCGGGCGAAUAUCUACUGGCCGGGUACAUGGACGGCAAAGUGCGGGUAUGGAACGUGGAGCUAGGGACGUGCGUGGCGACCAACGGCGAGACAGAAAUGUCAGCGCUGUGGAGCGUCAAGUGGCUGCCGCCCAAGUCGGAACGGCCUGGGGCCGACACAGAGAGCUUCUGCGCAGCGGGUGCGGACCGGCGGCUGACAUUCUACCGCGAGGCCGGCUCGAACCCAAUAAUAUAG
Sporothrix brasiliensis 5110 is the source of this 1041-nucleotide messenger RNA. Its product is annotated as superkiller protein 8. Gene Ontology annotation, molecular function: protein binding. The transcript has 2 exons. Gene Ontology annotation, cellular component: Cdc73/Paf1 complex. Bases 1 to 1041 code for a protein of 346 amino acids. Lineage: Eukaryota; Fungi; Ascomycota; Sordariomycetes; Ophiostomatales; Ophiostomataceae. The record is from RefSeq and is a predicted model, not a curated record.